GAGGCCAGCUUGAAGAUCUGGAGCCCCACGCACCUGUGAGAGGCUGGUGGUGUGGCCAGGCCCAGCUGUGCUUGGGGGCAGGCAGUGCCUGGUGCGGGGCAGGAGCCAGGGGGCUGGGAGCCCAUUCCUUGUGCAGGCAGCAGUGUCUGGGUGAAGCGUGGGAAUGCCUCCCCCAACUGCAGAGCCUCUGUCCCCUGUUCAGAGUGAGCCUGGCAGUCUGCUCUGCUUGGGCUAUGGGAGCUGAGUUGCAGCUCAUUACACCAUGUCACCAGAGCAUCCUCCUGGUUGCUGUGGGAACCACAUGCCAUCCCUCCUGCCCCCUGGGGCUGCUUACUGCCCAGGGUGCCAGCAGGGAGGGCGUGGGGAGGGACUGGGUGAGGCAGGGAACUGCCUCAGCUCUGGCUUGGUUGGGUUGGACUGGAUGACUUUAGAGGUCUUUUCCAACCUAAAUGACUCUGUGAUUCCACGAUUCCUGCACAACCCCCAGCCCAUCCACAGCCCAUGGGCAUGGCCCCUGGCAGCUCAGCACCUCGCAGUGCUUGUGCUGUGCCCUGGCCUGGUCCACUGCCCCUUCAGAGACUCCCAGGAUGGGCCCAGCCCUCAGCUGGGGCCCUGGAUGUAGCAGCUGGUGCCGUGCAUCCAGCUGGGAAAGGAGCCUGGCGUCCUACUCCUGGCCCCAGAAGCUCAUUAGUGAUGCUCCCGCCUCCAGCCCGGUCCCUGUGGACAGAGAGAGUGCAGGAGGCUCUAAUGGCUCUGAGGGCUCUUGCUGGAGGCUGUGAUGGAGGCGGGAGCAGGAGGGGCUGUGGUUUCUGCCUCCACUGGAGCCAGAACUGCCUCUGCCCAGGGCUGGCCAGGAAGAUGCUGGAUGGGCACCUGUUCCAGCUGCUCCUUACCACGGCUCUGUUCCCCAGCAUCCUUGGGACAGCCGUGGUGCAGAACCUGCACCUCUGCGAGGGCUACGUGGGCCCCGAUGGCCUCUCCCACUCCGGCUUCUACUGCCCGCGGCUGACUGACCCCCCUGGCCACCGCUACUGCUGCCAGCCCAGCCUGGAUGCUCUCAAGUCCUGCUGCUCCCAGCUGGCCCUGGAAGCCCUCACUGGAGUGAACCUGUCCAGCCUGGCAAGCCCGGGUCUGCUCCGGAACCCGCUGGCCCUGCCUUUCGUGGGGCUCUAUGGGCUGCUUAUCCUCCUGCUGAUGGCCAUCGACCUCUGCCACUUCUGCCGGACCCGCCGGUGCCACCUCCGCCGCCUGCUGCCCUGCGCCUGCCGCGCGGCCCGCAGAGCCCCGCGGGGACACCGGGCCGGCGCCCGGCCUGCCCCCGGUGUGCCCCGACUGACACGGCCCAGCCGGGGCUGCUGA
This is a messenger RNA of Catharus ustulatus (Swainson's thrush), 1359 nucleotides long. RefSeq lists its product as uncharacterized. The record is from RefSeq and is a predicted model, not a curated record. The coding region runs from base 502 to 1359 and encodes 285 amino acids. The transcript is spliced from 3 exons. NCBI's taxonomy places the organism in Eukaryota, Metazoa, Chordata, Aves, Passeriformes, Turdidae.